UCCACGUUUAGAGCUAGUAAUGAUGAUAUAAACAAAUGGAGUGGAUUUGAAAACGAUGCAUCAACUGCUUUCUCAUGUGGUAUGAAUCAUGGGAGCUACCAAGGACCUGCCCGUCAAACCAAGGAGACAUUUGCCUCCACACACCAAUGCAGAGUCCGGACUCAGGAUGGCCAAGUCCUGCUACUAUCAGGAAAAUAAACUGUCACCACUUCUCUUCGCCUUCAUUUUCACUAUCUUAGGCACCAACUGUAUCAUUGGAAUCAUUGCAAAUGGGUUCAUUAUGGCUGUAAAUGCAGCCGAGUGGGUUCGGAAUAAGGCAGUUUCCACAAGUGGCAGGAUCCUGUUUUUUCUGAGUACAUCCAGAAUAGCUCUCCAGAGCUUCGUGAUGCUACAACGUCUUGGCUCAGCCUUCCCAAGUAUUUAUAACCAAGAUGUGGUAUAUGAUACAUUCAAAGUCAGCUUCAUAUUCUUAAAUUAUUGCAGUCUCUGGUUUGCUGCCUGGCUCAGUUUCUCCUACUUUGUGAAGAUCGCAGACCUCUCCUACCCUCUUUUCCUCAAGCUGAAAUGGAGACUUUCCAGAUGGAUGUCCUGGAUUCUGUGGCUAUCAGUGUUCAUUUCCUUGGGGUUCAGUAUGCUCUUCAUCGAAGGCAUUUUCACUGUGUAUUGUAGCAAGUCUUUUUCUAUCCCAUCCUCCAACUCCACGGAAAAGAAGUACUUCACUAAGAUCACUGUGGUCAACAUGAUCUUUCUCUAUAACCUGGGCAUCUUCCUUCCUCUCAGCAUGUUCAUCCUGGCAGCCUCCCUGCUGAUUGCCUCCCUCAAAAGGCAUGCCAUGCCCAUGGAUAGCAAUGCCACUGGCUCCAGGGACCCCAGUAUGCAGGCCCACAUAGGGGCCAUCAAAGCCAUGGGCUACUUUCUCAUUCUCUACAACUUCAAUGCUGUUGCUCUCCUUCUCUAUAUGGCCAACAUCUUUGAUAUCAUCAGUCCCUGGAACAUUUUGUGCAGAGUCAUCAUGGCGGGCUACCCUGCUGGCCGCUCAGUUCUGCUCAUCUCGGACAACCCUGGGCUGAGAAGAGCCUGGAAUCAGCUUCAGCACCGAGUUCACCUCUACCUAAAAGGGUAG
Molecule: messenger RNA, 1123 nt
Organism: Trichechus manatus latirostris (Florida manatee)
Lineage: Eukaryota; Metazoa; Chordata; Mammalia; Sirenia; Trichechidae
Product: taste receptor type 2 member 39-like
Biological process (GO): G protein-coupled receptor signaling pathway; sensory perception of taste; detection of chemical stimulus involved in sensory perception of bitter taste
Cellular component (GO): membrane
Molecular function (GO): bitter taste receptor activity; G protein-coupled receptor activity
Source: RefSeq, a predicted model, not a curated record